AUGGACUACUUGUUACAGGUGAAGAUAGGUGCCCUCGUGGGUUUGUUGCUCCUGACCCUAUUUUUCGGAUUUAUCCCUGCUCGGGUGAAGUGGUUCAGAGAAACCAGUGGGACAGGUACGUUCAGUAGGUAGCCUACAAGUUCUAUAUUAGCUAGCUAGUUUCAUGCUGUAACCCCGUAUGCAAUUCCACACUUGUGAUGUGUUGAACAAACGUUAUGCUUGCUUCGUCCCACAACAAGCCAGAUGGCUCGUUGCGGAAGCUUCCGUCCUUUCCUUCAUCAACCAAACCUAAACUAUUCGGUUUCAACAAAAUAACGUUUCCCGUCAACGAGUCAUAUCCAAUAUCUCUAAGUACAAUACUUACGAUUCGUGUUGAAUGUGUCCUUCACUAUCACAUAAGCGUUUAAAACACGUUUUUAUCCAGUGUGUCCCAUUUUCCGCCUGUGUGGGCUGCCAUUCUAGACCACGCAGUCACGUGAGAGUAAACUACCACGUAAUCUCCCACUUUUACAGGCGGGAAUCGGGAGACCCUGGAUAAAUACAUGUUUUAAACGUUUAUUCGAUAGCGAAGGACACGUUCAACCUGACGAAUCUUAAGUAUUGUUCCUAGAUAUAUUGGAUAUGCCUCUGUUUAUGGAAGCGUUAUUUUGGUGAAACCGAAUAGUUAAGUUUUGGUUGAUAAUGGAUGCCAGAGUUAGUUGCGGGACGAAGCAAAUCACAUGCAAGUGUUUUUGCAAUGCCUUCAUAAAUGUGAUCAACAUUUGCCUAUCAACUUGUUUGCCAAAUCCAAUCACAUGUUUGCUGUGGGCUUGUGUUUAUCUUUGUUUCUUCCGUUGGUUUUAUAACCGCCAAAUUACAAUUUACAUUCCAAUCGAAUGUUAUUCAUUCAUUCAUUCAUAAUUUUUAGUAAUCUACAAAAGAUGUAGCCUAAAUCAGAGCUUUAAGGAAAGUUUUUCAAAUGUAUUUAUCCACUACGGAUUAGUUUGAUUGGUUUAUGGUAGUGCAAACCUUUGAUUUUAGCGCAUAGGUCUACAUUUAAAAGAAAGAUGCCUCUAAAAUAGCUGUGUAUAGUUUACCAUGGGUUGGAACCGAAAUAAUACUUUUCCAAUGGUGAACAGAACCGUAUUUUUUUUUUCUUCUGUUCCACAGUUUCCACAAGAAAAAUAAAGUUCUGAACCGGUUCGAAACUCCAAAAAGUAACAUAUCGUUCCUUUCUGUUCCUUUUUAAACGUUGUUCCUCAUAUCAUUCCUUUUUUAAAAACUUUUUUUUAAAUUUAGCUCAACAUUAAAUUACUUCACCAAUAGGUAGAGCAGCUUGCUAUGGAGUGGGCAAGCUAUAUACAUGCAUUUGACAGACAAGUGUAGUGUAUGGUGUGAGAUGCAACUGAAAUUUCGAGGGUGAGAAGAGCGCUGGGAAUCUUGUUCCUAUGACAUGCAUGAUCUGAAUUAGGCCCACAGAAUUAUACCUACAGAGGAGCGGCUUCUAUGAAGGAACUUUGAAUGUCUUUGAACUUCAGAGAGUUGGCUUAACUAACAUUGGACCAGAGCUAGCCCUUGAUCAUGACUCUCAGUUCCAUUCCAUUACACAUAAUUCCACCUAGAGUUUUCGAGAGCUCGACCAGAGCUAGCUAGUUUGCUAACAGAGUGGCACCAGAAUUAAAAUAAAAACACACCUUACAUUUACAUUUUACAUUUUAGUCAUUUAGCAGACGCUCUUAUCCAGAGCGACUUACAGGAGCAAUUAGGGUUAAGUGCCUUGCUCAAGGGCACAUUAACGUCAUUUAGCAGACGCUCUUAGCCAGAGCGACUCACAAAUUGGUGCGUUCACCCUAUAGCCAGUGGGAUAACCACUUUACAAUUUGGGGGGGGGGGGGUUAGAAGGAUUACUUUAUCCUAUCCCAGGUAUUCCUUAAAGAGGUGGGGUUUCAAAUGUCUCCGGAAGGUGGUGAGUGACUCCGCUGUCCUGGCGUCGUGAGGGAGCUUGUUCCACCAUUGGGGUGCCAGAGCAGCGAACAGUUUUGACUGGGCUGAGCGGGAGCUAUGCUUCCGCAGAGGAAGGGGAGCCAGCAGGCCAGAGGUGGAUGAACGCAAUGCCCUCGUUUGGGUGUAGGGACUGAUCAGAGCCUGAAGGUACAGAGGUGCCGUUCCCCUCACUGCUCCAUAGGCAAGCACCAUGGUCUUGUAGCGGAUGCAAGCUUCAACUGGAAGCCAGUGGAGUGUGCGGAGGAGGGGGGUGACGUGAGAGAACUUGGGAAGGUUGAACACCAGACGGGCUGCGGCAUUCUGGAUGAGUUGUAGGGGUUUAAUGGCGCAGGCAGGGAGGCCAGCCAACAGCGAGUUGCAGUAGUCCAGACGGGAGAUGACAAGUGCCUGGAUUAGGACCUGUGCCGCUUCCUGUGUAAGGCAGGGUCGUACUCUCCGAAUGUUGUAGAGCAUGAACCUGCAGGAGCGGGUCACCGCCUUGAUGUUGGCGGAGAACGACAGGGUGUUGUCCAGGGUCACGCCUAGGCUCUUCGCACUCUGGGAGGAGGACACAGCGGAGUUGUCAACCGUGAUGGCGAGAUCACGGAACGGGCAGUCCUUCCCCGGGAGGAAGAGCAGCUCCGUCUUGCCAGGGUUCAGCUUGAGGUGGUGAUCCGUCAUCCAUACUGAUAUGUCUGCCAGACAUGCAGAGAUGCGAUUCGCCACCUGGUUAUCAGAAGGGGGAAAGGAGAAGAUUAGUUGUGUAUCGUCAGCGUAGCAAUGAUAGGAAAGGCCAUGUGAGGAUAUGACAGAGCCAAGUGACUUGGUGUAUAGGGAGAAACCUUUUUUUUGUUAAUAAAUCCAAUGUGAAACGCGAUAAGUAUAGUAUCCUUAACUAGCAUUGAAAAAGUUAAUCCAUUAUCUAAUUAAAAAUCUCCCUAAUUUCUGAGUCAUGUGUGUAAAGUCAGUAUCUACAGUAGACUAUACUUCGGAGGGAGGGAGGGAGGGGGAAGGGCAGGUAGCCUACACACACACAGGCAAAGAUUUUCAGUUGGCAGGCAGGCAGACACUGGAAUACUUUUCUGAGUGACAGUGAGGGCUUUGCAUAGGCGCUUUUUUGUGGGACUGGAAAAAAAUGCUCGGAACUGAUUCCUACUUACAAGCAAAAAAUCAAACAGGAAGUACCAGUGACGCACUCAAUACGGAAGUGGUCAGAUGAAGCGGGUGCUAAGCUACAGGACUGUUUCGCUAGCACAAACUCGAAUAUGUUCCGGGAUUCGUCCGAUGACAUUGAGGAGUAUAUUACGUCAGUCACCGGCUUCAUUAAUAAGUGCAUCGACGACGUCGUGCCCACAGUGAUCGUAGGUACAUAUCCCAAUCAGAAGCCAUAGAUUAAAGGCAACAUCCGCACUGAGUUAAAGUCUCGAGCUGCCAAUUGCAAGGACCGGGACAUGAAUCCAGACGCUUACAAGAAUUCCUGCUAUGCCCUCCGACGAACCAUCCAACAGGCAAAGCAUCAAUACAGGACUAAGAUUGAAUCCUACUACACCGGCUCUGAUGCUCGUUGGAUGUGGCAGGGCUUGCAAACUGUCACGGAUUACAAAGGGGAAACCCAGCUGCGAGCUGCCUAGUGACGCGAGCCGACCAGAAGAGCAAAUGCCUUCUAUGCUCGCUUCGAGGCAAGCAACACUGACCCAAGCAUGAGAACACCAGCUGUUCCGGACAACUGUUUGAUCACAUUCUCUGUAGCCGAUGUGAGUAAGCCCUUUAAACAGGUUAACAUUCACAACGCCACAGGGCCAGAUGGAUUGCCAGGACACGUACUCAGAGCAUGUGCUGACCAGCUGGCAAGUAUCUUCACUAACAUUUUCGACCUCUCCCUGACCCAGUCUGUAAUACCUACAUGUUUCAAGCAGACCACCAUAGUCCCUGUGCCCAUGAACGCCAAGGUAACCUGCCUAAAUGACUACCGCCCCGUAGCACUCACGUCUGUAGCCAUGAAGUGCUUUGAAAGGCUGGUAAUGGCUCACAUCAACACCAUCAUCCCAGAAACCCUGGACCCACUCCAAUUUGCAUACCGCCCCAACAGAUCCACAGAUGACGCAAUCUCUAUUGCGCUCCACAUUGCCCUUUCCCACCUGGACAAAAGGAACACCUACGUGAGAAUACUGUUCAUUGACUACAGCUCAGCGUUCAACACCAUAGUGCCCUCCAAGCUCAUCACUAAGCUAAGGACCCUGGGACUAAACACCUCCCUCUGCAACUGGAUCCUGGACUUCCUGACGGGCCGCCCCCAGGUGGUAAGGGUAGGCAAUAACACAUAUGCCACGCUGACCCUCAACACAGGGGGCCCUCAGGGGUGAGUGCUUAGUCCCAUCCUGUACUCCUUGUUCACCCACGACUGCGUGGCCACGCAUGACUCCAACACCAUCAAGUUUGCAGAUGACACAACGGUGGUAGGCCUGAUCACCGACGACAAUGAAGCAGCCACCCAAGCCACAGACUGUUCUCUGCUACCGCAAUGCAAGUAGUACCGGAGCGCCAAGUCUAGCACCAAAAGGCUCCUUAACAGCUUCUACCCCAAAGCCAUAAGACUGCUCAACAGUUAAUCAAAUGGCUACCCGGACUAUUUGCAUUGAGCCACUUAUUUUAUUCUUUUUUUUGCUUUGACUCUUUUGCACAGGCUCGAUGUACACCCACACAUACGUCACUGACACUCCAACACACACACACACACACGCAUGCAUAUUGACGCCCCACACAUCUCUGUUUAUUAAUACAACAGGCGUGACCUUACUGUGAAAUGCAGAGUAAAAAAACAAAACAAAAAUGUUUGUUUGCUAAAUAGACUAAAGGAAAAAUAGUAACACAAUAACGGGUACGGGUUAGUCGAGGUAAUUGUACAUGUAUAGUCACCCCUGCACAUUGACAUGGUACUGGUACCUCUUGUGUAUAUAGCCUGGUUAUUCUUAUUUUAUUGUGUUAGUUUUUCCUUUUGUCUAUUUAGCAAACAACAUUUCUUAUUAUUAUAACCAACAAUGCAGAGUCAUUUUUUUAAGGGCUCAUAAGUAAGCAAGGUCUACACCUGUUGUAUUCGGCGCAUGUGACAAAUAAACAUUUAUUUGAAAUAAAAUUUUAACCAGUUCCCAAGCUUUUAAAAGAACGGUUCUGUUCCGGAACAGUAUAGAUCAAAUUAUUUUGUUAUUUUAUGGUUUUCGGAACCAGUUCCAACCCCUGUAGCUUACAAUGGUGUUCUCUCCAAAAAAUUUCUUAUUUUGAUGGAAAGAUAAUGUGUGUGUGUGUGUAUAUAUAUAUAUAUAUAUAUAUAUAACAUUUGCAUAAUUGAUUUAGGCCUAGAUUAUCACAUUUACUUCAUUGAUUUCUUAGGAUGAGAAAUCAUUGAGUCUCCUCCAAGGUACAGGAGACAGACUAGAGCAGUGGUAUUCAAACUUUUUCACCCAUUUUUUCCCAGCCAGAAUUUCUGGGGACCCCAUUUAAUUCUUUCUUUUUUUACUAGAAUUUCUCCCGACCUUACCCCACCCAAAAUCUAAUGACACAACCCUAAAAUCAGUAAAUUUAGAUUUUUACAUCAACAAAUAACCUUAUAAAUGAAAAGAAACCAAUAAAUACAUUUACUGAUUUUUUUUAUUAUCUUUCUCAUUCCCAUACAAUAAUCAGUACUCCUAAAAUUAUAAUUAAAUACAGUUAUUGGUGACCCCACUGCAGUUCUCCAGGAUCAGAGAGAGAGAGAGAGAGUACUGAAUGACACGUUUCUCCAAAACUUUCUUGAAAAGACUUUGAGGUAUGUUUGCUCCCGUUUGGAAGGUGUGGCUUGAAGCAAUGAGUGAUGUAUUUAAAGGGCAGUGGCCAUGCGGACCAUGCUGACAGUGUUCACCAACCCCUAACAAUUUUUCAACUGCUCGUUGAGUACAGCACCGUUUCCGUUCAAUUGAACGUUCCAGAAAGUAAAAAAAGUACUGAACGCAGCCCUGCUUAGGGUCAGAGGUAAAUGUAUUAGUGCAAACCGUAGCGCAACAUUUGUAGACAGAAAUCAAAGCUCUUAACAUUGUGAGCAACCAUUUAAAAAAGUGUUUUAUUAAAAAGGCCUAAAAACAAGUGUUUCUUAUUGGACAAGUUCAGGUAGGUCCCUCCAAGUUUCAGCCCAUUUGCCUCAGUUUGGUUACUAGUGAAUACACCCCUGCUUUUAACUUUCUCUUUAGGCCCAGCAGUCUCUGUAUGUCCGGCUGCCAAUAUAUAUUAUACACAUAUAUAUUAUCAGGGCAUUACUAAAACAAUGAAGGACCAUAACAUUUACAGUGAUAAGACUGUUUAAUGUGUGCCUAAAUUGUAUGGGCCAUUCCUAUCCCUUCAGCAGCAUAUUAAGACAGCUUUUGCUUUGCUAUGGCUGAUUUGCUGAUGAGUAGUUUUCACUUCUGUGUUUGUGCAAUGCUGCUCAAUACUUCCUUCAGGUCUCUGCAAGAUGAUUAUCUCAGUUGCUUCUCUCUUUUCCUUUAAGCAGAGGGUGACAUUAGGAGCUAUCAUGGCCGUUUCAUUUCAGUGCUCCCUGAGUGUUUGAUUGCACUUGUUGAUCACUUCCAGUUAAAAAAAAAAAAACAGUUAGUGGUAUCUCCAUAGGGUGUCUCUUUUCUGACCGGUUAACAGCUGAUUUAGACCCAUAAGAAAGAUUAAAUUAUCAGUCGUCAGAUAAUCACACAUUAUUCAUAUCACAGCUUAUGUCACAUUAAGUUAAGGAAAUGCAUAGUUUCCUUGAUUCACAACUUAAGUUAAUCAGACAACUUCAGUCAGGUAGCCAUGAACUAAUCCUUUGAACGGGUUAGGCAACUCCAGUGUGUAUACUUCAGCAGCAAAGGUAGAUAAGACGGAAGUAGGGCCUUGUAAACAAAAAGGGAGUAAUGUAGAGCUCUACGGGUCUUCAGCUAAGUCCAGCCAACCGUUUGAUACAGGAUGCAGUCAUGAGUAUCGAAACUGUCACCUGUAACAAAGUGAAGGGCACUAUGGUAGAUGGCAUCCAAAGGUUUAAGAGUAGUAGCAGCUGCACUUUGAUAGAAUGUGUCACCAUAAUCAAGAACAGAUAAAAAGGUUAGGGUUAGGGUUAAAAAGGUUGACAGAAUAAUCUGCUUCCUACUGCUUAGAGAAAGGCAUGAUCUGUUUCUGUAGAAAAAGCCAACUUUAAAUCUUAGCUUCUUAACCAGCUCAUCUACGUUUCUUUUAAACGUCAAAUCCAUGUAAAUCCAAAUACCUAAGUAUUUAUAUGCAGGAACACAUUCGAUUGGAGAACCAUGAGUGAACAUGUAGUUCAUCUGAAAAAUUAUUACAAAAGUUUGUAUUUCCGUUUUACCUGUAUUAAGCACAAGUUUUAAAUCGGCAAGGGAUUCCUGCAUAGCUAUAAAAUCUGACUGUAGUUUUGACACAGCCAAAUCAACAGUUGCGGCAAUAGCAUACAUAAUAGUAUCAGAUUGAGCAAUGGUGUUUAUAUAAAUAGUGAAGAGAAUAGGUCCCAAAAUUGACCCUGUGGUACACCUUGUACUUCAAGAAAUUCAGACUUCACCCCAUCAAUCACGAUGGCCUGACUUCUGUCACUAAGAUAAUCAUGAAACCAUGAACAGGCGUCAGAGCUCAGGCCUAUCGAGGACAACUUAUUCAAUAAAAUAGCAUGAUCAACAGUAUCAAAAGCUUUUGACACGUCCACAAACAAGGCAGCACAUUUCAUUUCAGUGUCUGACAAGAUCAGCAUUGACAAGAUCAUUAACAACUAAAGUGGCUGCUGUAAUAGUUUUAUGCCCAGGCCUAAACCCUGAUUGGUUUACAUUCAAAAUAAAUUUCUCAACUAAAGAGCAAAGUUGUACAUUUACAAAGGAUUCAAUAAUCUUAGUUAGACAAGGAAGCCUUGAAAUGGGGCAAUAAUUAUUACGAUCACUACUAUCCCCGCCCUUAUCGAGUGGCAGCACGAGCUGAUUUCCAUAUUUUUUACUUUACAUACGUUUGGAAUAUUUCCUGAUAAUAAUGUUAAAUAAAAAAUGUGGGUUAUUGAGCCAACAACGAUGGGCGCUGCGCAGGUUAGUAUUAUGGAUUAACUACAAUGUUGUUGAUCCAUCCUCAGUAUUCUCCUAUCACAGCUAUAAAACUCUGUAACUGUUUUUUAAAGUCACCAUUGGCCUCAUGGUGAAAUCCCUGAGCGGUUUCCUUCCUCUCCGGCAACUCAGUUAGGAAGGAUGCCUGUAUCUUUGUAGUGACUGGGUGUAUUGAUACACCAUCCAAAGUGUAAUUAAUAACUUCACCAUGCUCAAAGGGAUAUUCAAUAUCUGAUUUUUUUUUUAUUACUUUGUUACCCAUCUACCAAUAGGUGCCCUUCUUUGCGAGGUAUUGAAAAAACUCCCUGCUCUUUGUGGUUGAAUCUGUAUUUGAAAUCCACUGCUCGACUGUGUGGGGCACAGAGAUGAGGCAGUCAUUCAUGCCUCCUGUAGCUCAAUUGGUAGAGCAUGGCGCUUGCAAUGCCAGGGUUGUGGGUUCGAUUCCCACGGGGGGCCAGUAUGAAAAAUGUAUGCACUCACUAACUGUAAGUCGCUCUGGAUAAGAGCGUCUGCUAAAAUGACUAAAAUGUAAAUGUAAUUCAAAAAUCAUGUUAAACACUAUUAUUGCACAUUUUCAGUCCAUGCAAGUUAUUAUGACUUGUUCAGCACAUUUGUACUCCUGAAAUUAUUGAUUUAGGCUUGACACGACAUAAAGAGGUUGAAUGCUUAUUGACUCAAGACAUUUCAGCUUUUCAUUUUUUAUGAAUUUGUAAAGAUUUCCAAAAACAUAAUUCCAAUUUGACAUUAUGGGAUAUUGUCAGUGACCCCCCCCAAAAAUCUCAAUUUAAUCUAUUUUAAAUUCAGGCUAUAACAACAACAACAACAAUGUGGAAAAAGUCAAGGGGUGUGAAUACUUUCUGAAGGCACUGUAUAUGGCUAGGGUCAGGUAUUCUUUAUUCUAACCCCACCAUCUGACCUGAAUAGGAAGAGCUCUGGGUUCAUUAACAGCUCACCUGAUCAGGGCCCAAAGUUGUUCCUGGUCAGGUCACAUGGUCAGGGAAAAUCCCAGGGUCUGUCUAUGUUGAGCAUUAAACAGUAGCGAUUUUUAUCAUGCAGAAACCCAUCGGGUGGUCCUGAGUUUCAUCAGCUGUUUUGCCGGAGGCGUCUUCCUGGCUGCCUGUCUGUUGGACAUCAUCCCAGACUACCUGUCAGACAUCAAUGCUGAGCUGGCCGCACGGAGGGUGGACGUAAGUGUCUUCUGUCUGUCAGCAACAUCACAAAGUGUCAUUGAUGCCUGGCCACACUCAUUUUACAUUUUAGUCAUUUAGCAGACGCUCUUAUCCAGAGCGACUUACAGUUAGUGAGUGCAUAAUUUUUGUUAUUUCUUUCAUACUGGCCCCCCGUGGGAAAUGAACCCACAACCCUGGCGUUGCAAGCGCCAUGCUCUACCAACUGAGCUACACGGGGCCAGUAUGAACACGGGGCCAGCUACUCCCAUCCCCUUUGUAAAAUGUCAAAAAGCUAUAUGACUAUCCAUGACACAAACCAAUGUAUUAAGGGAUAGUUACAAUAGAUACAAUAUAACUAAAUUAUAACUGUUGUAUCUGUAAAACAGUGUUCCCACAUGGGGAAAUGUGCUAGUUAGUGCAGAAGUUAUUAUAAUUAAUCCACAGGUUCAUUACCUGGUGAUGCGUUAAGGACUACUUACUUAUGAUCUACACUGCUCAAAAAAAUAAAGGGAACACUUAAACAACACAAUGUAACUCCAAGUCAAUCACACUUCUGUGAAAUCAAACUGUCCACUUAGGAAGCAACACUGAUUGACAAUACAUUUCACAUGCUGUUGUGCAAAUGGAAUAGACAACAGGUGGAAAUUAUAGGCAAUUAGCAAGACACCCCCAAUAAAGGAGUGGUUUUGCAGGUGGUGACCACAGACCACUUCUCAGUUCCUAUGCUUCCUGGCUGAUGUUUUGUUCACUUUUGAAUGCUGGCGGUGCUUUCACUCUAGUGGUAGCAUGAGACGGAGUCUACAACCCACACAAGUGGCUCAGGUAGUGCAGCUCAUCCAGGAUGGCACAUCAAUGCGAGCUGUGGCAAGAAGGUUUGCUGUGUCUGUCAGCGUAGUGUCCAGAGCAUGGAGGCGCUACCAGGAGACAGGCCAGUACAUCAGGAGACGUGUCGGAGGCCGUAGGAGGGCAACAACCCAGCAGCAGGACUGCUACCUCCACCUUUGUGCAAGGAGGAGCAGGAGGAGCACUGCCAGAGCCAUGCAAAAUGACCUCCAGCAGGCCACAAAUGUGCAUGUGUCUGCUCAAACGGUCAGAAACAGACUCCAUGAGGGUGGUAUGAGGGCCCGACGUCCACAGGUGGGGGUUGUGCUUACAGCCCAACACCGUGCAGGACGUUUGGCAUUUGCCAGAGAACACCAAGAUUGGCAAAUUCGCCACUGGCGCCCUGUGCUCUUCACAGAUGAAAGCAGGUUCACACUGAGCACGUGACAGACGUGACAGAGUCUGGAGACGCCGUGGAGAACGUUCUGCUGCCUGCAACAUCUUCCAGCAUGACCGGUUUGGCGGUGGGUCAGUCCAUGUGCUCGCCAGAGGUAGCCUGACUGCCAUUAGGUACCGAGAUGAGAUCCUCAGACCCCUUGUGAGACCAUAUGCUGGUGCGGUUGGCCCUGGGUUCCUCCUAAUGCAAGACAAUGCUAGACCUCAUGUGGCUGGAGUGUGUCAGCAGUUCCUGCAAGAGGAAGGCAUUGAUGCUAUGGACUGGCCCGCCCGUUCACAAGACCUGAAUCCAAUUGAGCACAUCUGGGACAUCAUGUCUCGCUCCAUCCACCAACGCCACGUUGCACCACAGACUGUCCAGGAGUUGGCGGAUGCUUUAGUCCUGGUCUGGGAGGAGAUCCCUCAGGAGACCAUCCGCCACCUCAUCAGGAGCAUGCCCAGGCGUUGUAGGGAGGUCAUACAGGCACGUAGAGGCCACACACACUACUGAGCCUCAUUUUGACUUGUUUUAAGGACAUUAAAUCAAAGUUGGAUCAGCCUGUAGUGUGGUUUUCCACUUUAAUUUUGAGGGUGACUCCAAAUCCAGACCUCCAUGGGUUGAUAAAUUUGAUUUCCAUUGAUAAUUUUUGUGUGAUUUUGUUGUCAGCACAUUCAACUAUGUAAAGAAAAAAGUAUUUAAUAAGAUUAUUUCAUUCAUUCAGAUCUAGGAUGUGUUAUUUUAGUGUUCCCUUUAUUUUUUUGAGCAAUGUAUAUUCCUAAUCCUUGGCGUUUUAUUUAAACAGAACUCCUACUUUGGUUGUUUUCACCUCCGUAUCUCAAACAGACCAGCUUCCCCCUCCCAGAGUUCGUCAUGGCUGCAGGCUUCUUCACUGUGCUCAUCAUGGAGAGGAUCGUUCUGAACUGCAGACAAGAUGCCAUGCAAGGAUCAGACCAGGAGAGAGCACCUCUGAUGCAGGCCAAAGGGCACGGCCAUGGGCACGGGCAGGGGAGAGCCUCGUCCACCGACCUGGAGGGUAGUGCCCACCACGUCCACAUGGACCUCCAGGCCCACUCCUCCUUUCGCUCGUUCAUGCUCUUUUUCUCGCUCUCCCUCCAUUCUGUGUUCGAGGGCCUGGCCAUCGGGCUGCAGACCACAGACUCAAAGGUAGGUGCUGGAGAGCGAGCUGUACUUAAAUUGCUCAAUAGGUCCAUUUGUUUUAGCUCGCCCGGGGCACAUAUUAGACCUUUCCGUUGGUCCUAAAAGUGAAAUAUCUGCCCACCUGUGGUACUGGGUCAGCUAAAACAAAUGCACUAAUACAUUUCAAAUACAUGCCAAUACUUUCCAAGUGUAUUUUCAAAUACAUUCCAAUAAUAUUCAACUACUUCUUUCUUCAAAUGAAAAUACAAUUUGUAUUAUUUAUACUGAACAGAAAUAUAAACGCAACAUGCAACAAUUUCAAAGAUUUUACAGUUCAUAUAAGGAAUUCAGUCAAUUUGAAAUAAAUUAAUAAAGCCCUAAUCUAUGGAUUUCACAUGACUGGGAAUACAGAUAUGCAUCUGUUGGUCACACAUGCCUUAAAAAAGAUAGGGGCAUGGAUCAGAAAACCAGUCAGUAUCUGGUGUGACCACCAUUUGCCUCAUGCAGCGCGACAUCUCCUUUGCAUAGAGUUGGCCUGUGGAAUGUUGUCCCUCUCCUCUUCAAUGGCUGUGCGAAGUUGCUGGAUAUUGGCGGGAACUGGAACACACUGUCGUACAUGUUGAUCCAGAGCAUCCCACACAUGCUCAAUGGGUGACAUGUCUGGUGACUAUGCAGGCCAUGGAAGAACUGGGACAUUUUCAGCUUCCAGGAAUUGUGUACAGAUCCUUGCAACAUGGGGCUGUGCAUUAUCAUGCUGAAACUUGAGGUGAUGGCGGCGUGUAAUGGCACGACAAUGGGCUUCAGGAUCUAGUCACGGUAUGUAUCGCUGUGCAUUCAAAUUGCCAUCGAUUAAAUGCAAUUGUGUUCGUUGUGCGUAGCUUAUGCCUGCCCAUACCAUAACCCCACCGCCACCCUGGGGCAGUCUGUUUACAACGUUGACAUCAGCAAACCGCUCGCCCACACAACGCCAUACAAGUGGUCUGCGGUUGUGAGGCCAGUUGGACGUACUGUCAAAUUCUGCUCUGGUGGACAUUCCUGCAGUCAGCAUGCCAAUUGCAUGCUCCCUCAAAACUUGAUACAUCUGUGGCAUUGUGUUGUGUGACAAAACUGCACCUUUUAGAGUGGCCUUUUAUUGUCCCCAGCACAAGGUGCACCUGUGUAAUGAUCAUGCUGUUUAAUCAGCUUCUUGAUAUGCCACACCUGUCAGGUUGAUGGGUUAUCUUGGCAAAGGAGAAAUGCUCACUAACAGGGAUGUAAACAAAUUUGUGCACAACAUUUGAGAGAAAUAAUAUUUUCUGCAUAUCGAACAUUUCUGUGAUCUUUUAUUUCACCUCAUGAAACAUAGGACCAACACUUUACAUAUUGCGUUUAUAUUUUUGUUCAUUGUAUAUCUAAUUUAUCUUGUUUGCUUGUAAAUGUCCACACUCACUGAAAAUGACAUUCGGUAGCUACUAGGUAUGCUUGUUUAACUUUAUGAGCUGGAUGUGCCUGUCUUUCCUAUUAGUUAUGUUAGUUUGUGAUUUCACUAUUAGUUUGUGCAAAUUUAGUUAGCAUUCUGGUAGUAGAGGCCCAAUGGGCUUUUCUUGCAUUUAGCACCCCUUGUGGGCUAUACCGGUAAUACCGUAAAUCACGGGAUGUGAGAAGGACGGUAUGAUGUUAUGAAAAUCUGGAUACCACCUAAUUAGCUAAUAUCAGGCCAGGGUGACCGCUAAAGCACAUUUAUUGCUUUUGUAGUCUAAUAAAAACUGAAUGAUUCUGAACACUCCCAAGUCCCAACUUCGGCAAACAAGUUUCAAAUUCUUGCUGACGUUUCUAGCCACAAGCAUAAACUAGCUAGCUGGAGAGCAUAAACUAGCUAGCAACAUACAUCAUACAUUUUGGGCACCAGGUGUGUCCGUAUAGCCACAGAUUAUCCAUUAUAUUGACCAGAUACUCAAGUGGCCGCUCUAGCAAUGAAAAUACUUGUCUUCAAAGAUGGAAGGCAGUUGGAGGAGGCAAGAUCAGGUGGGACCAUUCUAGCCAAUGACAGGGCGUGUGAACAACAGGCACAACUCCAAUAUAACGUUUUUCUCAAAGAUGCCAGUAUGUCACGUGUCCUACUUAUAUCAGUGCACUCGUAACAACCUAAGCAUUACAAAACUUAUAUUAGAUCAAAUAAGCCUCACAAUUUUGUUGACCAAAAACUCCUUGCUUGGUGGUUGAAAAACGCCAUCUGCUGGAGAAAAUUGAUUUUGGGCCUCACAAUUAGCCUCUUCCUCUCUGGUAUAGCCUCUCCCGAAGUUGGGCCGUGUAAACCGGAUGCAACCCGGAUAUUGGCAGUAGAAUGGCCUUACUGAAGAGCUCAGUGACUUUCAACAAGGCACCGUCAUAGGAUGCAGUCAGUUCGUCAAAUUUCUGCCCUACUAGAGCUGCCCCAGUGAACUGUAAGUGCUGUUAUUGUGAAGUUGAAACGUCUAGGAGCAACAACGACUCAGCCACAAAGUAGUAGGCCACACAAGUUCAGAGAACGAGACCGCCGUGUGCUGAAGUGCGUAGCAUGUAAAAAUCGUCUGUCCUCGAUUGCAACACUCACUACUGAGUUCCAAACUGCUUCUGGAAGCAACGUUAGCACAAGAACUGUUCGUCGGGAGCUUCAUGAAAUGGGUUUUCAUGGCCGAGCAGCCACACACAAGCCUAAGAUCACCAUGCGCAAUGCCAAGCGUCGGCUGGAGUGGUGUAAAUCUUGCCGCCAAAUCUGGGUUUGGCAGAUGCCAGGGGAACGCUACCUGCCCCAAUGCAUAGUAUUAACUGUAAAGUUUGGUGGAGGAGGAAUAAUGGUCUGGGGCUGUUUUUCAUGGUUCAGGCUUGGCCCCUUAGUUCCAGUGAAGGGAAAUCUUAACACUACAGCAUACAAUGACAUUCUAGAUGAUUCUGUGCUUCCAACUUUGUGGCAACAGUUUGGGAAAGGCCCUUUCCUGUUUCAGCAUGACAAUGCCCCCGUACAAAAAGCGAGGUCCAUACAGAAAUGGUUUGUCGAGGUCGGUGUGGAAUAACUUGACUGGCCUGCACAGAGCCCUGACCUCAACCCCAUCGAACACCUUUGGGAAUGAAUUGGAACGCCGACUGCGAGCCAGGCCUAAUCGCCCAACAUAACUGCCCGACCUCACUAAUGUUAUUGUGGCUGAAUGGAAGCAAGUCCCUGCAACAAUGUUCCAACAUCUAGUGGAAAGCCUUCCCAGAAGAGUGGAGGCUGUUAUAGCUGCAAAGGUGGGACCAACUCCAUAUUAAUGCCCAUGAUUUUGUAAUGAGAUGUCCACAUACUUUUGGUCAUGUAGUGUGUCUGUCUAGUUAUCUGUUUAGCUAUUACAGCACAUUUAUGUUUUCGUCCAAAAAAAACGUUCCAUCGAUACAGGGCUGGCUUACCGAACGGGCACGCAGGCCAUGUGUCCUGGGGCCUCGACCUCCAGGGGGCCCCCCAACUCCCCCUGGAGGACGGGUGGGUGCCCCACAUAACAAAAUGUGUAGAAUUGCAGGAAAUUAGCUUUAAAACUGCAACAUUUUCUCUCAGCCUCAUGGCAUACUGUGAACAAAAGCAUAAGAUGAGCUAUAAAAACAGCAAAAGCAGCUACUCUUCCUGGGGUCCAAACACAUUAAGCCAUUUACAUUACAUAUAAAACAAGAGAUAAAACAGUACAACAUAUUACAUUAUUACACCCCUACAUAUCUGCAAUACGAAAUGUAUAAUACCACCAUACAACAAUGUGCCUGUGUGUAGAGUGCGUGUGCUAGUGUUUGUGUGCGUAUGCGUGUCUGUACCUUUGUGUGUGUCUCUUCACAGUCCCCACUGUUCUAAAAUGUGUAUUUUUAUCUGUUUUUUUUUAAUCUGAUUCUACUGCUUGCAUCAGUUACAUGAUGUGGAAUAGAGUUUCAUGUAGUCAUGGCUCUAUGUAGUACUGUGUGCCUCCCAUAGUCUGUUCUGGACUUGGGGAUUGUGAAGAGACCUCUGGUGGCAUGUCUUGUGGGGUAUGCAUGGGUGUCCGAGCUGUGUGCUGGUAGUUUAAACAGACAGCUCGGUGCAUUCAGCUUGUCAACACUUCUUACAAAAACAAGUAGUGAUGAAAUCAAUCUCCUCCAAUUUGAGCCAUGAGAGAUUGACAUGCAUAUCAUUAAUGUUAGAGCCCUGUGUACAUUUUAAGGUUUAUCUUAGCCUCAUGACAAAAUGUAUAGAAUGGCAUUAUAAAUCUGCAAAUGCUUCUCUCUGCAUCAUGGCAAAAUGUGUUGAAAUGCAGGAAGUUUGUUUUGAGGUUGGUGCCCCGGGCCCCCAAAUGCAGUAGUCCGGCCCUGCAUCGACACAGCAAAUUAGCCCAUACACAUUUUUGAACGAUUCAUAUUAUUUUUUUGACGAAACAAACGAUUAACUUCGCCAUUGUAUUUGUUGGGAUUUUGUUCAAUCGCGGUGAAUCUAAUAAUGUGAAUAAAAAUACAAAUGUGUGAACCGCGAACAGUAAUGUUAGGAAACAAUAUUAGAUGUAGCCUUUCUUCUGGAUUAUAUGGCUGCAAAACCUUUUGUAGAUACUUCCAGUUUAUUUGGGCAUCCAAUGUAUGGGACAUUGCUACUCAAUAGAUGAUAGUCAGCCUGCAAAGUAAACACUUCUAAAGUAGCGAAGAUAAAUAUGACUAAACUAGAAAAGGUACAUUUCUUGAACAUUUGUGGACUUGCUUCAGCUGAAGAUUUGUAGGCUACCAUAGCCAUUUGAUCUUUUGAUCUAUUGAAUGACCAAAUUAUUUUAUAAAGGCAUAGAACGUAUUUGGUUGUAAUGUUGCAAUGUUUUACAAGGGUGGUCAACCAUCCUCCAGAAGAACUACUGGGUGUGCAGGCUUUUGUUCCAGUCCUCCUCUAACAAACCACAUUUUAGAAAUGAGCUGCUCAACCGGACCUUUGUCAACAAACAGCAUAACAGAAAUAUGAUGGUAAGUUUUCGAACUACCGGCAGUUUCUUUGAGAAGAUAGUGCCUUCGGAAAGUAUUCAGACCCCUUGACUUUUUCCACAUUUUGUUACGUUACAGCCUUAUUCUAAAAUUGAUUAAAUACGACAAAGCGAAGACAGGUUUGUAGAAAUCUUUACAAAUGUAUUAAAAUCUUAAAACAGAGACCCGAAAUUGAGCUCAGGUGCAUCCUAUUUCCAUUGAUCAUCGUUGAGAUGUUUCUACAACUUGAUUGGUGUCCACCUGUGGUAAAUUCAAUUGAUUGGACAUGAUUUGGAGAGGCACACACCUGUCUAUAUAAGGUCCCACAGGUGACAGUGCAUGUCAGAGCAAAAACCAAGCCAUGAGGUCGAAGGAAUUGUCCGUGGAGCUCUGAGACAGGAUUGUGUCAAGGCACAGAUCUGGGGAAGGGUACAAUAAAAUGUCUGCAGCAUUGAAGGUCCCCAAGAACACAGUGGCCUCCAUCAUUCUUAAAUGGAAGACGUUUGGACCCACCAAGACUCUUCCUAGAGCUGGCCACCCGGUCAAACUGAGCAAUCGGGGUAGAAAGGCCUUGGUCAGGGAGGUGAACAACAACCCCGAUGGUCACUCUGACAGAGCUCUAGAGUUCCUCUGUGGAGAUGGGAGAACCUUCCAGAAGGACAGCCAUCUCUGCAGCACUCCACUAAUCAGGCCUUUAUGGUAGAGUGGCCAGACAGAAGCCACUCCUCUGUAAAAGGCACAUGACAACCCACUUGGAGAUUGCCAAAAGGCACCUAAAGACUCUCAGACCAUGAGGUCUGAUGAAUCCAAGAUUAAACUCUUUGGCCUGAAUGCCAAGCAUCACAUCUGGAGGAUACCUGGCACCAUCCCUACGGUGAAGCAUGGUGGUGGCAGCAUCAUGCUGUGGGGAUGUUUUUCAGCGGCAGGGACUGGGAAACUAGUCAGAAUCGAGGCAAAGAUGAACGGAGUAAAGUACAGAGAGAUCCUUGAUGAAAACCUACUCCAGAGCCCUCAGGGCCUCAGACAGGGGCGAAGGUUCACCUUCCAACAGGACAACGACCCUAAGCACACAGCCAAGACGACGCAGGAGUGGCUUCGGGACAAGUCUCUGAACGUCCUUGAGUGGCCCAGCCAGAACCCGGACUUGAACCCGAUCGAACAUCUCUGGAGAGACCUGAAAAUAACUGUGCAGCAACACUCCCCAUCCAACCUGAUAGAGCUUGAGAGGAUCUGCAGAGAAAAAUGGGAGAAACUCCCCAAAUGAAGGUGUGCCAAGCAUGUAGCAUCACACCCAAGAAGACUCGAUGCUGUAAUUGCUGCCAAAGGUGCUUCAACAAAGUACUGAGUAAAGGGUCUGAAUACUUAUGUAAAUGUGAUAUUUCAAUUUUUUAUUUGUAAUAUUUAUUUGUAAUAUCUCCCGAGUGGCGCAGUGGUCUAAGGCACUGCAUCGCAGUGCUAGCUGUGCCACUAGAGAUCCUGGUUCGAAUCGUCUAGGGUAGGGGAGGGAAUGUCCGGUAGGGAGGUAGCUCAGUUGUUAGAGCAUGGCGUUUGCAAUGCCAGGGUUGUGGGUUCGAUUCCCACGGGGGGCCAGUAUAUAUAUAUAUAUAUAUAUAUAUAUAUAUAUCUAUAUCUAUAUCUAUAUAUCUAUAUCUAUAUCUAUAUCUAUAUCUAUAUCUAUAUAUAUAUAUAUAUAUAUAUAUAUAUUUUUUUUUUUAAGUAAAAAAACAAAACAUGUAUGCACUAACUGUAAGUCGCUCUGGAUAAGAGCGUCUGCUAAAUGAUGUAAAUGUAAUAAAUUAGCAAAAAUAUCCACAAUUUUUUUGUUUUUGCUUUGUCAUUAUGGGGUAUUGUGUGUCGAUUGAGGAAAAUAAACAAUUUAAUCAAUUUUAGAAUAAGGCUGUAAUGUAACAAUGUGGAAAAAGUCAAGGGGUCUGAAUACUUUCCGAAGGCACUCUGCGCAUUUGAAUAAAUACACCCAUUUCACUUUUGCAUGUAAAAAAACGAAUGACCACUGCUGCACAUGCUGCCACUGUUUCGAACAGAUUAGAUUAUACUAUUUAGAAAGAGCAGCAAGCUGACGAUCGAACGAGUGCACCAUGGAGAACACAACAAGCAUGCAGAUGCAAUAAGUGAAAAUACAUUAUCUAAAUACCGGUAGUUUCUUUUGAAGAUAUAUAAAGUGAUCUGUGCAUUUGAACAACCUCAUAAAUACACCUAUUUCAUGCUUUGAGGUCCCGAGGGCAAUUCAGACAGCUGACAGAGGAUUUUUAUAAUGAAGAAUGUUUUAAUUGACUGUUUUGUAUCUUAAUGUGUAUAUUGUCUAUAUAUUUAUGUUGAUCUAUACUUGUAUGUGCCUGUUUUUGAAUUGUGCAGGGCUCAUUUGUAAAAGAGACUUUAGUCUCAACAUGACUCCGCUGUUGAAAUUAAAGGUAAACAAUAAUAAAAACUAGAGAUGUCUAAAAUGUCACAAAGCAUGAUACGCUAGCCAGUUAACUUUCAUUCUGAAAUAACUUCAUAUUUACGAGUUAUUCACAGAUAGGUUUAGAUAGACUUUUAGGAUGUUCACCCAUAAAAUGAUUAAACCAUUAAAGGUUUAUUCAAAUACGUCCAAUAAAAACAAAUAGUCCAAACCCCAUGUCUACCCCGAUUUACUCUGAGAAUUUAGCAUGUUUGGAGUGAAUGGAAUGUAAAGUGGUCACUGCUCAAUACAACUCUGUGACACUGUUCUGCGGCAGAACAGCGCAAACUUCGAACGGCAACUGACAAGCUAACUAGUGGCUGUAGGUUCGUCAGUGAAAAACAUGGGCUUUUUCUAAAUGAAAUCUGCUGAAUACAAAACGAAAUAGGGACUAAGUAUGUAUGUAUGUAUGUAUGUAUGUAAUGUAUGUAAUGUAUGUAAUGUAUGUAUGUAUGUAUGUAUGUAUGUAUGUAUGUAUGUAUGUAUGUAUGUAUGUAUGUAUGUAUGUAUGUAUGUAUGUAUGUAUGUAUGUAUGUAUGUAUGUAUGUAUGUAUGUAUGUAUGUAUGUAUGUAUGUAUGUAUGUAUGUAUGUAUGUAUGUAUGUAUGUACGGUGGGGGAAAAAAGUAUUUAGUCAGCCACCAAUUGUGCAAGUUCUCCCACUUAAAAAGAUGAGAGAGGCCUGUAAUUUUCAUCAUAGGUACACGUCAACUAUGACAGACAAAAUGAGAAAAAAUGGGAUUUUCUCCCAGAAAAUCACAUUGUAGGAUUUUUAAUGAAUUUAUUUGCAAAUGAUGGUGGAAAAUAAGUAUUUGUUCAAUAACAAAAGUUUCUCAAUACUUUGUUAUAUACCCUUUGUUGGCAAUGACACAGGUCAAACGUUUUCUGUAAGUCUUCACAAGGUUUUCACACACUGUUGCUGGUAUUUUGGCCCAUUCCUCCAUGCAGAUCUCUAGAGCAGUGAUGUUUUGGGGCUGUCACUGGGCAACACAGACUUUCAACUCCCUCCAAAGAUUUUCUAUGGGGUUGAGAUCUGGAGACUGGCCAGGCCACUCCAGGACCUUGAAAUGCUUCUUACGAAGCCACUCCUUCGUUGCCCGGGCGGUGUGUUUGGGAUCAUUGUCAUGCUGAAAGACCCAGCCACGUUUCAUCUUCAAUGCCCUUGCUGAUGGAAGGAGGUUUUCACUCAAAAUCUCACGAUACAUGGCCCCAUUCAUUCUUUCCUUUACACGGAUCAGUCGUCCUGGUCCCUUUGCAGAAAAACAGCCCCAAAGCAUGAUGUUUCCACCCCCAUGCUUCACAGUAGGUAUGGUGUUCUUUGGAUGCAACUCAGCAUUAUUUGUCCUCCAAACACGACGAGUUGAGUUUUUACCAAAAAGUUAUAUUUUGGUUUCAUCUGACCAUAUGACAUUCUCCCAAUCCUCUUCUGGAUCAUCCAAAUGCACUCUAGCUAACUUCAGACGGGCCUGGACAUGUACUGGCUUAAGCAGGGGGACACGUCUGGCACUGCAGGAUUUGAGUCCCUGGCGGCGUAGUGUGUUACUGAUGGUAGGCUUUGUUACUUUGGUCCCAGCUCUCUGCAGGUCAUUCACUAGGUCCCCCUGUGUGGUUCUGGGAUUUUUGCUCACCGUUCUUGUGAUCAUUUUGACCCCACGGGGUGAGAUCUUGCGAGGAGCCCCAGAUCGAGGGAGAUUAUCAGUGGUCUUGUAUGUCUUCCAUUUCCUAAUAAUUGCUCCCACAGUUGAUGUCUUCAAACCAAGCUGCUUACCUAUUGCAGAUUCAGUCUUCCCAGCCUGGUGCAGGUCUACAAUUUUGUUUCUGGUGUCCUUUGACAGCUCUUUGGUCUUGGCCAUAGUGGAGUUUGGAGUUUGACUGUUUGAGGUUGUGGACAGGUGUCUUUUAUACUGAUAACAAGUUCAAACAGGUGCCAUUAAUACAGGUAACGAGUGGAGGACAGAGGAGCCUCUUAAAGAAGAAGUUACAGGUCUGUGAGAGCCAGAAAUCUUGCUUGUUUGUAGGUGACCAAAUACUUAUUUUCCACCAUAAUUUGCAAAUAAAUUCAUUAAAAAUCCUACAAUGUGAUUUUCUGGAUUUUUUCUGUGUAAAGGAAAGAAUGAAUGGGGCCAUGUAUCGUGAGAUUUUGAGUGAAAACCUCCUUCCAUCAGCAAGGGCAUUGAAGAUGAAACGUGGCUGGGUCUUUCAGCAUGACAAUGAUCCCAAACACACCGCCCGGGCAACGAAGGAGUGGCUUCGUAAGAAGCAUUUCAAGGUCCUGGAGUGGCCUAGCCAGUCUCCAGAUCUCAACCCCAUAGAAAAUCUUUGGAGGGAGUUGAAAGUCUGUAUUGCCCAGCGACAGCCCCAAAACAUCACUGCUCUAGAGGAGAUCUGCAUGGAGGAAUGGGCCAAAAUACCAGCAACAGUGUGUGAAAACCUUGUGAAGACUUACAGAAAAUGUUUGACCUGUGUCAUUGCCAACAAAGGGUAUAUAACAAAGUAUUGAGAAACUUUUGUUAUUGAACAAAUACUUAUUUUCCACCAUCAUUUGCAAAUAAAUUCAUUAAAAAUCCUACAAUGUGAUUUUCUGUUUUUUUUCUUCUCAUUUGUCUGUCAUAGUUGACGUGUACCUAUGAUGAAAAGUACAGGCCUCUCUCAUCUUUUUAAGUGGGAGAACUUGCACAAUUGGUGGCUGACUAAAUACUUUUUUUCCCCACUGUAUGUGUGUGUGUGUGUGUGUGUGUGUGUGUGUGUGUGUGUGUAUUAGCAAAGCUAACAGACUGAAUUUCAAUUUCCACCCUCCGCGAAGACAAUCUGUUCCUGUUUUCAUUGUGUAUUUCUGAGGCUUUCCCUUUAAAUCACCGUUGAUUGGCAAUAUAGCCAAUGAAAGCCAAGGAUCUGAAGAUAAAAAUGACAAGGGUAUCAAGUUGAUUUUGAUUUGUCCAACCUGCGGCAACACCUCCAAAUGGUACCACCUCCCUACGCCAAAUAUGGAAGAUACAACCAAGAGCGGCGCGUUCUAAACUAGCAACGGUCACAGCAAAUUAACGUUCUUAUUUCAUCAGCACUGUCAAGUACAAGUAUAUUAAGGUUAUAAUAUUGUAGAGAAGAAUCUAAUGAUUAAGUAUGUGCUGUAUAAUGACAUGGGGCAAAUAACUUAAUUUCGUAGCACCCUUUUGAGUUGGCCCAUUUUUCUCUAAAUUCUACAAACUAUAGACUUGAAAUUGAAAUGGGAGCUAAUUAGCUAGCAAGCUACCAGCUAGCUGCUUAUCAAAGGUAGAUAACUGGUUUAUUUGACCAAGACAUCUACCAAACUAUUUCCUAAUAUUUCUCAAAAUUACUGUAGCUGGCUAAUUAAUUUUAUCAUGCUUUGUGAUUUGAAGGUCUCAGAAAUCAAUAAUGAAGAAAGAUCAGGAUGGCUUCCAGAGUAUGAGAUGUUUUAUUGACAAAGACAAGCAGAGACAUAACAGGCAUCGAAGCAGAAAGACCUGACAGGGCGCACAGGCGAAAACUCUAGUACAGAUGUCAAGUACAUUUUCUCAAAGCCUUACUUCCUUGUUCAUCUCUGUUUUAUACCUGGUUUUGCGUCAUAAUGUGCCUUGCAGUAAUUGGUCACAGUAAUCAAAUUCAACAUAUCACAACAGCUUGAGUGUAGAGUUUUUCAAUAAACCGGUAGACCCUAUUUGGCUAAGCUUCCAGGUGACGAACUUAAUCAUUAUAUCAGUAUUGUGGACAUGAGACUACAGAUACAAGUAGCAAAUUUGGGGCUGGAGUGUACAACAAGGCCUUCUCUCUCUCGACCUUGGGGGGAAACCCUCCUUAUCUUAGACUCAAUGGAUUCUUAAAAAUAUUUAAUACGUUUCAGAAACCACCUGCAGGAUGACCCCAUAUUCUAUGAGAAAGUAUUUUGUUUUUUAUAUGCCCGUUGGACAUCACUGCCCACUUGAGAUUACAAACUAAACACACAUAGGCAUGUUUUAGAUAUGUUGAGAAUGACAAAUCAUUAUGAUGUAUUGCUAUGUGUCUAUUGCAAAUCACUAUGAACCUGCCUCUGUCUAAACCUUCAUUACAUUCAAUGGCAGCAGGAGCACCUAUGACCUCCUUGGCCCAACAGUGAUACACCCGGUUUUAUGCUGUUUUAGUGCGCACAACAUGUCGCCCUGUCACCUACAGUAGAACAUGAUAAACACCAUGGGGGAAACAAUCAAAUUGGCCAGUCACAGUCAUGCUUUUUUGUCCUACCAGAUCCGCGAUCAGAAAGUUCUAGCUAGUGUAUCCCUCUGUCCUUCGACUGUCCUACAAUUUUGCUUUUUGCUUCAGCACCAUCUGUAUCUGAUAGAGCAGAUCUAGUCUCAUGUGUGGAAGUAAGCCGUCUGGUGCGAGAGACUCAUUGGGAGGGAGACUAGAGCCAGAAAGGAAGAGGUGAAGCGACCAAUGCGUUUCUAUGGGCUUAUUUUGGACCUAAGCUUGUCGCCUGCCUUCCCGCCUUUGGGACAACAACUCCCAUUGUUAGGGCGGAGACAUGAGCAUCUCGUCAUUGUAUGUACUGCUAGAGCAUACCCAGAAGUUCUGACUGAGCGCACAUUUGAGCUCCCCCAGGACAGUCCAUUUACUUUGUGCUGUUAAUUUAUGCUAUUUACUUUUAAUCCGUCUGUCUGCAUAUUUCAAGACAUGGCAUAUGGGGGUGUAGUGAGAUAGCCAAUGGGCUGGACAAUUCUCUUCUCAUCACCCGUCUUGACAAAAACGUAUACUAAAAAUGUGGAAAUUAAUCAAUCCGCCAUCAUUAACACAAUGGAAGAAUAUAAAUAAUUUAUUUAAAUGGCAUGGUCGACCGAGGAAAAACAAAUUGGUACAAUUUAAGGCCAAGUGGCAAACAAUAAUGCAGGCACUAGGGAUGGGGGUGUGAACAUGCGGGUCUGGGCAGAUGAGAUGUAGUCAUUGUUUGUGUGUGUGUCUGUAAGUUGUUAUUUGUAUGUAUAAGUUUGUAUCUGGAGUAAAAAAAACAAUCACAAGUGUGGCCCCGCCCCUAACACCCUAAUGGGCCACUGGAAAACAGCCCUAAUGUUCGAAACAAACAUCAUUAUGUUGUCAUCCAGAAUCACAUUUAUUUAUUUUCCAAGCUAUAGCUAACAAUAUUUUACAUGCAGUAGGUUUUUAAAGGACCAAAGAGUUUGGUCUGCUUCAUGUUUUAAUUUUUGCCAUGGAAAACAUAUUGCUAUCCUCACAGCCCUACUCAUAAUGGGCCCAAUUCCGAUUUAGGAAAUUACGCCUUUCCUAUGUAUUUCUCAGUAGUUAGUAUUCAGACUUACCUUGUGCAGGUGCGUACGGGGUUUGCAGGUGUGGUUCCCUUACACGUGCUGAACAAAUGUAAUUAAACUGCUGAAAACCCUCCUACUUACUGGCCAACAUAUUUUCUCGUGGAGUUUUCAUUCAAUAGGGUUUUCAGUACAUUUAUCUUAAGCUAUCCCUUUAAAUACGAUGUACCUUUUUUAGUUAGAAUUUUGUCCACAGACUCACUCAAUUUUUUUUUAUAGAGAAUUGGUUCAGAAUAUUAUGGAUCAUGAAAGAAAGCUUUCUAAUAAGCAUAUUUGUCUCAGUUUCAGCACCAAUUGGUCAAUAAAAUAAAUACUCUGAUCUUGUAGAUUAUUUAGGGUUAGGAAAGUAUUUAUAAAUCAUAAACUGGUAAAGAGAGCCUUUAUGCACGAAAGAAAGAACUGUGUUUUGAUUCAUUCUGAAAAUUGCCACAUUCAGUUCUUCAACCAUGGUAAUGUUGGAAGAUUAGUGUACAUAUAAUUAUAAUAGGGAGAAUAGUGUAAGCUAUACCCUCGUCUAUUGCCUACACUAACCAUGAAACUGUGACUAUACAGCCAAGUAUUGCGCCAUGCGUCGGGAUCAAACUGAGCUCCGCUCCAUAACGAUUUAAUUAGCCUACAUGUAUUUUUUUUUUAAAUAAAUAUUAUCAACUGUUACUAAUGAUCCUCAGCAACAACCACAUGGCCGUGAUGCUGUUGACAGAGGAAGCAAAUGUAGGUAAACAAAACGAUGUUAUUAAAUGGAAUGAUAAUGUAGGCUGUACCAACUGAAGGGAACUAAAAGUAAAUUGGCAGUUCAAUAUGUGUGGUUGUUAGGCCUACUGACGGUCGAUUCUGAUUGUGGCUAAUAUUUAACAUGAUAGAAAUAGGAAACAGAGAAAGUCGGGGUAGCCUAUAAUUAAUACAUUCGAGAGUGCCCAUCCCUGCAAGUUAAAAGGCUGUACAAUUUAAAUUCUGCAUAAUGGCACAGCAUUUCAUAAACAAUACUGUGGGAAAGUUUAUAUGCUUCAGUUUGCUGCCAUAUGAUUGGUUUCACAUUUGUCUCCAGCGAUUUAUAAGGUAAAAUAUAUCUAAAACAAGUGUCAUUUAUAUUUAGAAUUCCCUUAUCCAAACGAGUUACUCAUUUACCUAGCUUUUAUCAAUAGCUCUUUCCAAGUUGUAAAUUACAGUGCAGGGAGAAUGGUGUUAUUUCUAUCGGGGGAAAAAAUAAAGUAGAUGUUUCUAACCCCUGCUUUUCAUGUGAUGUGCUCUUGGACUUUAUCUAAACGUACAGUUCUCCUUUGCACUGUAUUGUCCUUUGUUGGUAUUCAGGGAAGUCUCUUUCCAUCACAAAAGCAUAGUGAAAGUUAUUGCUGUGCUUAGAAAGAGAAAGCCCUAGGACAACUCUUUCCAAUCACCCGUAGUGUCAGGAGGUUUAGAGUUCCUUGUUCAUUUAUGCAAUGUAGAGAGGCAGAGGGAAGCGAGACACAUACAUGAUUUCCAUGCACUUUCUCUCACAUCCUCAGUAUAACAUCACUCACACAGCAUGCACCAUGUCAAUGGAAUCUAAUGCAAGAGAUAUUUUACUAAGUCAAUACACUAUAAAGACAUGCAAGUUUCUGACAAAACAGAUGGCCUGGGUUGUGAACUUAAUUUGAUAUUAGACUACUUUUGAGGUCUGAAAACAUCUGAAUACUUUAAACUUUGCAGUAUAAUGUCGUUUUUAAACUGCUUUCUCUGGUUGAUCAAAUACCCUUAUCUGGCUUGAAGUGACAGAGCUAUUUAGGCUAACCUGUUUAUAGACUUUUCAAAGAAUUAUAAAUGACGUGUAAUUUAUACAGCAGUCAUUUAUACAGCUUGUGUUUAUUAUACAGCUUUCUUCAUCUUAUUGCGAUGAAGAAAGAGAAAGGAAGUAGGAGAGGAAUUUAACCUCAUUUGAUCUCGUUUUCUCUCCAUCCUAUCCAGGUAUUAGAGAUCUGCAUCGCCAUUGUGGUCCACAAGAGCAUCAUCGUGUUCAGCCUAUCGGUGAAGCUGGUGCAGAGCGCGGUCCCGCCCAUGUGGGUUGCGGCCUACGUGGGCGUCUUCGCCAUGAUGUCUCCGCUGGGCAUCGCAGUGGGCAUCGGGGUUAUCGAGGCCCAGCUAGCGGCAGGCGUUUUGAUCCAGGCCAUCCUGGAGGGGCUGGCGGCCGGGACCUUUAUUUACAUCACCUUCAUGGAGAUCCUGCCUCACGAGCUGAACUCCCCGGAGAACCAGCUGCUCAAGGUGUUCUUCAUCCUGCUGGGCUUCAGCGUUAUGGCGGGCCUCACCUUCCUGGGCUGA
This is a messenger RNA of Coregonus sp. 'balchen', 26625 nucleotides long. Lineage: Eukaryota; Metazoa; Chordata; Actinopteri; Salmoniformes; Salmonidae. The record is from the annotation of a GenBank genome assembly.